GCGGCCGGCCGCGGAGCGCGGGGGCGGGGUCCGGACCCCUCCGCGCUCCCCCGACGACGCAUGGCCCGCGCGGCCCCGCGCCCCGGCCCCCGCGCCCAAGACCGCAGCCCGGGACCCGGACCCCCACUCGAAACUGGAGCGGGACCUCGACCCGAGCCCAAACCCGGACCCCGACCCAAAGCCCACGCCCAGGACCGCAGCCCGGGACCCAGACCCCGACUUGGAAUCAGACCCAGAACCAGACCCGGGCCAGGAUCGGGGUCCCGACCCGGACCCCCACCCGAACUGGAGCCGGCACCAACCUCGCCCUCCGCGAACCGCCGCGUCCCGCCCCACCGCCCGCGCAGCCCCACGCCCCGCGCUGGCCGCCGCCUGGUCCCCAAGGGCCACCGCGGACAAAGGGGGUCCUGUGGCAGGAGAAGCAAGCUGACCAGGACUGGCAUGGAGCUUGUGGAGAGGACACAGCUGUCAUCCACCUCCUCAGAUGGCACAGGCAGAGGAGAAAAACAAAAACAAGGAAUUUCUCGAGAUUCAGCUUCUUCCCCCAAAAUGGACAGAUACAGAAUGGCAAGACAGUUGACAGACAAGGCAAUCAAAGAGAAGAAGAUCUUCGCCAUCUGCGGACACUACCCAGUGAUCCGGGCCACUCUUCGGAGGAAGGGCUGGGUGGAGAAGAAGUCCCACUUCCUUUCCAAGGUCCCAGGUCUCGAGGAUGCAGACGUGGGGAUCACUGACAAUAAACAUGUCGAGGUCCAAGAAGAUCAGGAAGUGGCUCCAGGGAAAGCAGAGGACAUUCACGAUGUGAUGUCUAGGUUGGUAAAGAACGAGACACCGUACCUCCUCUGGACUGUCAAAAGGGACAUGGUCGACUAUCACAACCUGAGCUCUGACCAGAUGCUGAACCACUAUGGGAAGACAUCGUCCUUCACCACCAAAAUCGGGCUGUGCGUCAACAUGAGGAGCCUGCCAUGGUUCGUCCAGGCGAACCCCGAUGCCUUCUUCCCGCGGUGCUACAGCCUCUGUGCGGAGAGUGAGAAGCAGGAGUUUGUGGAUGAUUUCCGGCGCACCAUGGCCUCCAGCAUCCUCAAGUGGGUCGUCAGCCACCACAGCUGCCCCAAAAGCAAGACCAGGAGCCACAAGGAGGAGGCCAGGCCUGGUGAAGAGGGCGGCAAGACAGAUCCUGAGGGUGCUGGAGAGAAGCGCAAGGGUCUCUCGGGACAGCUGGUGGACGUGGCCUGCCGUGUGUGUCAGGCCUACCUGGGGCAGCGGGAGCACGAGGACAUCGAUGGGCUGGUGAGCAGCGCGGAGGGCCUGUCCGAGGCCGAGUGGAGCAUCCUGACCCAGCAGUACUACGCCCUGGUCCGCGGCGAUGCUUUCAUCUCCAGUUCAAGAAAUUACUUUUCGCAGUGCCAGGCUUUGCUGAGUAAAAUGAAGUCUGUGAACCCCCAGACGGAGAUUGAUGGGCUGCGGAACAUCUGGAUUAUAAAGCCUGCGGCCAAGUCCCGGGGCCGAGACAUCGUGUGCAUGGACCGUGUGGAAGACAUCCUGGCGCUGGUGGCUGCUGACCGCCCACCCUCCCGGGACAACAGGUGGGUGGUGCAGAAGUACAUUGAGACGCCGCUACUGAUAUACGACACCAAGUUCGACAUCAGGCAGUGGUUCCUGGUCACUGACUGGAACCCCUUGACCAUCUGGUUCUACAAGGAGAGCUACCUGCGCUUCUCCACACAGCGCUUCUCCCUGGACAGGCUGGACAGCGCCAUCCACUUGUGCAACAAUGCCAUCCAGAAGCACCUCCAGAACGACAAGGGGCGCAGCCCGCUGCUGCCCGGCCACAACAUGUGGAGCAGUGCACGGUUCCAGGAGUACCUGCAGGGCCGGGGCCGCGGGGCCGUGUGGGGCAGCCUCAUCUACCCGUCCAUGAAGAGGGCUGUCACCCACGCCAUGAAGGUGGCCCAGGCCCACGUGGAGCCGCGCAGGAACAGCUUUGAGCUCUACGGCGCUGACUUCGUGCUGGGCCGAGACUUCAAGCCCUGGCUGAUCGAGAUCAACUCCAGCCCCACCAUGCACCCGUCCACGCCCGUCACAGCCCAGCUGUGCACCCAGGUGCAGGAGGACACCAUCAAGGUUGUGGUGGACCGCAAGCUCGACCGCACCUGCGACAUCGGCAACUUCGAGCUGCUGUGGCGGCAGCCUGCCGUGGAGCUGCCACCUUUCAGCGUGUCCGACCUCUGCGUGGAAGGUGUCGGCAUGAGGAGGGCCAAGAGGCAGAUGCCGCCCAUUCCCACCGUCAACAUCCUGGCGUCGCUCCCGGAGGCUCAGGUGCUUAAAGUGCCACACCCCUCGGCCGUGCUGGACCUGGCAGGCGGACCCCCUCGAAUGCUCGUGCCACAGGACAGGACCCUGGUGGACAGGAAGGAGCCUGUGCCCCCGUGGCCCACCAUGGCUGAGAGGGGCUGUGGAGCGAGACGGGGCCAUGCUGAGCCCGAUGGGAGGCCAGCACACCCUGCCUGCAGCUGGCAGCACAUGGACUCUGUGAACCUGAGGAGAAUCCUGGCCAAUGCCCAGCCGGCCCGACAACUGGACCUGAACCCACCCCAGGUGCAGCCCCUGGUGCCUGUGCCACGGAGCCUGAGGAUGGUGACUGGCACGCUGAAUGGGCUGCCCGCAGCACCAGGCCCCACAAGCAAUCCCACCCAGUGCCUUGUGUGUCGCCGCUCACCUGCAAGCAUGAGGCCCUGCAAGCGCUGCAGCUCCUUCUCCGCCGCCAUCCUGCAGGGCUCCUGCUUUGUGCGGCUCGAGACUCCCUGAGGAGGACCGUGGCGGGAACGCAAACAGCCCUCGGCCCUGGCCCUCGGCAGCUGCUCCUGGACUCAGGCCCUGUACCCAGAGCUAUUUUAGAGAAAUUGCAGUCUCCA
Chinchilla lanigera (long-tailed chinchilla) is the source of this 2918-nucleotide messenger RNA. RefSeq names its product tubulin tyrosine ligase-like family member 8 (gene Ttll8). The transcript is spliced from 14 exons. Gene Ontology annotation, molecular function: protein-glycine ligase activity, initiating. Bases 61 to 2811 code for a protein of 916 amino acids. Gene Ontology annotation, biological process: cilium assembly; protein polyglycylation; cilium movement. Gene Ontology annotation, cellular component: cilium. NCBI's taxonomy places the organism in Eukaryota, Metazoa, Chordata, Mammalia, Rodentia, Chinchillidae. The record is from RefSeq and is a predicted model, not a curated record.